AUGCUCCUGGACGUGAACGUCGCGCUUCAGGACCACCUUGCGCGAACUUCAUCCGACAACUCUGCGAUGCCUUCCGCCGAAUCCAUCAACUAUGCUGGUUCCUAUGCGUGGCGAAACCAUUUCGCCCAAGAACCUUCGCUUCCGCCAAUGCAACAGGCUACUCAAUAUCCACCGUCAGGUCCGCCCUCUCAGGCCCCGCCUUCGGGCUGGAUGGCUCAUCCUCCAUAUCCGCCAACUGCAACGAUUCUCCAUUCUGAGCUUCAAUCUCGCGAAGAGGUUUCUCAGGUUUCUGAUGACACUCCGGUCUAUGUCAAUGCCAAACAAUUCAAUCGGAAAUUGAAACGGCGCGAUGCAAGACAGCGACUCAACGAGUUUUCGGGUAGUAUGCCAAGAGGCCGCAAACCAUACAUGCACGAGAGUCGACAUAGGCAUGCAGCUAGACGACCCAGAGGGCCUGGCGGCAAGUUUUUGAGCAAGAAUCAAACGCCUAGAACAAGGAAUCAGCCAGAUCAAACCAAUAAAAAGGAGAAGGAAGCUGAGAGUAUAGACGGUAUACCUGAGAAGCAUGAGGGAAGGGAAUGGAAAGGGAUGAUUCACCGAGACAGUCAAGAUGAAGGAAGUUGCAAGCCUGGACCCAGCACAAUCAGAAGCGCCCGAAGCGAUCGUCAGGUGAAGACGGAAGAAAUGCGUGAGAUCAACCGAAGGUACCAACAUCAUUUCAUGGAAUUGAAGAGCUGGAAGAAUUGCAUAAACGGUACUCAACCUAGGACGGCAACAGGUCAUACUUUCCUCACCUAG
This is a messenger RNA of Bacidia gigantensis, 798 nucleotides long. RefSeq lists its product as uncharacterized. Gene Ontology annotation, biological process: regulation of transcription by RNA polymerase II. Bases 1 to 798 code for a protein of 265 amino acids. The transcript has a single exon. NCBI's taxonomy places the organism in Eukaryota, Fungi, Ascomycota, Lecanoromycetes, Lecanorales, Ramalinaceae. Gene Ontology annotation, cellular component: CCAAT-binding factor complex. The record is from RefSeq and is a predicted model, not a curated record. Gene Ontology annotation, molecular function: DNA-binding transcription factor activity, RNA polymerase II-specific; RNA polymerase II cis-regulatory region sequence-specific DNA binding.